UAUGAGGAAGGAGCAGGAAGCAGUGUAGGAGGCACUGUUGAUGGAAGCGAUGCGAAAGAAGCGGGGACUUUGCUGUUAUGACGAAUCUGCAUGCUGUUCCCCAACGAGGGCGGAACUUCAUGAUAGGUAGAGGAAAAAAUCUGUCUAGAGUACUUCGAAACUCAAAGGUUCGAGCUUUCCUCGAGUGGCCUCUUACAUUUCUCUCUACUUUUCCUAUUGUGCUGCAGGUUCAACAUAUCAGCACUAAGCAACCAGAACGUGUCCCCGUCUCCAUCAGGAAAGCCGAGUGGGCCUUACCGAGAAUUCCUUCUUUUCUCCAAAUUGCAGUCUCGACGAUGGCCAUGGCAGGAUGUCGCGACUUUUCUCGAUCUCGUUCGUAGAGUAUUGCGGAAUUGGGCAGAGGGCAUAACGCCGAGGCAAGUACUAGUGCUUCAAGCAGAGAACAAUGCAGGUUUAACGACGAGUCGUGGAAAUAGUACAACACCACGAGGAGCAGCUUCGUCAGGUAGAGGAGCUAACGACAGGCCAGGAACAAGUGGUGGUACAUUUUCUACACCACGAACACCGCUUCAGCCUGCUGGAGGUGUCGUUUAUUUAUGCCGCUUUCGUAGUAACCUGGUCGGAGUACUUCUGAAUCUAAUCCGUUUGACUUUGUUAUAACUUAGUAGACAAAGCAUCGACGAGUUAGUGUCGGUGUUAAUAGAAUGAAUAUAGAUGGACCGCUCGGGGCAUCAUGUGUGGUAGUUCUAACUCCAGAAACACCGCAACAACGACCCGCGACCUCUACUCCGCGCCAAAGAACGCCACGACAACCUCCAAAAACGACGCCGCGAUUCGUCAAUAGUAAAGAAAAGGCGGACCAUCUACGUCUCAAUCAACAACAUAGUGAGAAAAAUACAAACAAGAUCACCUCAACAUCUACUUCUAGCUAUUAUCAACGCAAAACACCAGGAACCACAGCCACCAAUCAUUUUGGAGGAGCAAGCAGUAAUCACAAUAAUUUCAUCUCCAC
This is a messenger RNA of Amoebophrya sp. A25, 1012 nucleotides long. The record is from the annotation of a GenBank genome assembly. NCBI's taxonomy places the organism in Eukaryota, Dinophyceae, Syndiniales, Amoebophryaceae.